Alternaria hordeiaustralica is the source of this 756-nucleotide messenger RNA. RefSeq lists its product as uncharacterized. Lineage: Eukaryota; Fungi; Ascomycota; Dothideomycetes; Pleosporales; Pleosporaceae. The transcript has 2 exons. The record is from RefSeq and is a predicted model, not a curated record. The coding region runs from base 1 to 756 and encodes 251 amino acids.
AUGUCGGCUACAGGAAACGAACCGCCUUCGCUUGAUACUUGUCCGCAAGGAAAGCAUCUGGUCGCUUUUGCACAACGAACGGAUAUACUCAUCAAGAUAUGUGUACACCCUACGAACGCCAGCCCCGGUUCCGUUUACGUGCCACGUGAGCUGCUACGUUCUGUCUAUCGCCCCGACCAUAGCGAAGAAUACCGUCGGUCCAAGUCUGGAGAAUUGGAAUUAUUGGUCCCCGGACUGUACUGUUCCGAGGUACUUGGUCUAUUCGUACAGUGGCUCUACGUUGGAAAGUACACCGAGCUGGGUGGUCUAGUCAUUGCAUUUAAUGAAUCCCCGAUUCCGAACCUGACCAUGUACAACACCGACAGGAAAGACACAAUGGAGUGGGCAGUCAAGGCUGCGAUACUGGCUUGGCUCUUGGGCGACAUGCUACAAAUACCCGGGUUUCAGAACUAUGCUAUGGAACGCCUCCUUGCCGCUCUUGCACGCAAGUCAAAGCAGCCACAACUCACAUUAGCCUUGUGUUUGUUUGUUUGGGGAUAUACAGACUCUAGCGACGUUCUAGAUUGGGUGCUGAUGGACUUGGUCAUCCGGAACUGGGGUGAUGCAGCCGUUGUUGAUCUGGCAGACUUGGACUCAUGGUUUUCUUUCAUAAGCGACCAGCCGUCCGACACCAGGGUCAAAUUCAUGGAGGGGACGCUCAUGUCACUUGAAAAACGUCGUGAGAAGGUCUUGGUGGCGCAGGAGUAUCUCGUCUGA